Molecule: messenger RNA, 320 nt
Organism: Chondrus crispus (carragheen)
Lineage: Eukaryota; Rhodophyta; Florideophyceae; Gigartinales; Gigartinaceae
Exons: 2
Coding region: 1-174 (57 amino acids)
Source: RefSeq, a predicted model, not a curated record
AUGCCACACUUCUUUCGAACACGGGAACGCACAUAUAGCGGAAUAGCGCAUGGUGGCUUAGAGGUUGUUUUCAACGGUUUCUCACACGUGACUCCUCUUUAUUCCAUUAUUUUCAGGACGGCAAGUCCGGAGUCUUCUUCUUUGGCCUUAACUUGUACAGCUGUACUUCAAUAAUGCGGAAAUAAGACCUGGAGCUAGGGCUGUACUACUUGGAAUACGGCUGUCUAAGAACCGCUCAUCCCUUGUACCGUAGUCCGCACUGCUGGACAAGAUUCCGUCCCGAGUCCUAAAACACAGUGCCGCCUGUCUGUGCACCACCG